AUGACCAGGAGAUCUGUCGCUGCCAUUGAUACCAGAGAUGCUUGCAGUUAUGAUUUCCCGCUCUACUUGGAAAAAGUGCUGAAAGUAGAAGAAAAUAUUACUUAUUGUCAGAAUUGGAAGCAAGAGAAAAUCUCACUGUCAACAGUUGUCAGUGCAGUAACACCAGUGGUCGAUCAUGUGGAAGUGGAGAAUGGAAUUCAAACUAACCUGGUCGUUAUUAUGAUCCUGUCUCGAAAAACAUGUGGCCUCUCUGGCUGUAUCACCUAUUACCUGGUGUCAAUGGCAGCGACAGAUCUCCUGGUCAUAGUUACUGCUGUCGUCUUAAACCGGAUUGCUGGGAUUUAUUUUCCAUUAAGUUUUCUUUCCAUCACUCCAUUAUGCAGUUUACGUUCUGCCUUGAUUUAUGCAUCUAUAGACAGUUCCGUCUGGCUAACAGUCACUUUUACGUUUGACCGAUUUGUGGCCAUUUCAUGCCAGAAGCUGAAAAUACGAUAUUGUACUAAGAUGGUGGCUGCGUAUGUUAUAGGAAUCGUCUCCACCCUGAGUUGUAUAAAAAAUGCCUUCUUAUAUUUUGUGUAUGACCCUAUGUACAUAAUUGACAAUAUACCAUGGUUGUGUAGCCUAAAGGUUAUAUACUACACAUCACCUGCCUGGGCUGCAUUUGACUGGAUGCGAUCCAUUCUCACCCCUUGUCUCCCAUUCAUUCUGAUUGUACUGCUGAAUGCUCUGACAGUCAGACAUGUUCGAGCAGCUAAUCAAGCCCGCAGGAGAGUCCGGUAUCAGAACAAUAGACAGAACCAGAGUGACCCAGAGGUCGAGAAACGGAGAAAGUCCAUCGUUUUACUUUUUGCCAUCUCGUGCAAUUUCAUCCUACUCUAUUUACUAUUCAUGAUAACGAUCCUCUAUGUCCGAAUUGCCAAAGUUACUUAUUUCUCAGGUUCUGAUUCUAGUGAAACAACAUUCGUUCUUGAGGAAUAUGGAUUUAUGCUUCAGCUUCUGAGUUCCUGCAUCAACCCGUUUAUUUACGCCGGAGUGCAGGCUAAAUUCAGAGCAGAAUUAAUGAAUGGGGUGAAAUAUCCAUUGAGGUUAUUACAACAGAAUGGAGAACGGAAAACAAGUUAUGGUAUCAAUGUGGACGAUGAACAUGGAGUCGAAGUUGGUAAUAUAGCUCUCAAACUGACAAAGAGUGCUCAAGCAGCUGAGUUGGCAGCAGUGGCAUAUAUGGUGAGUACCCGGAACAGUAUCGCACAGGAUCUGUUAUCUAUGCAUGUGUGCAACAAUUUGAAAGAAUACCUUCUGUAUGGGAUGCGGAAGCAGAAAGUCAUUCAGCAACUUUACUGGCUUUCUUUCCUCAAGCAGCCCUGA
Molecule: messenger RNA, 1365 nt
Organism: Chiloscyllium plagiosum (whitespotted bambooshark)
Lineage: Eukaryota; Metazoa; Chordata; Chondrichthyes; Orectolobiformes; Hemiscylliidae
Source: RefSeq, a predicted model, not a curated record